Molecule: messenger RNA, 1845 nt
Organism: Suillus discolor
Lineage: Eukaryota; Fungi; Basidiomycota; Agaricomycetes; Boletales; Suillaceae
Exons: 7
Coding region: 1-1845 (614 amino acids)
Source: RefSeq, a predicted model, not a curated record
AUGCCCGAAGCAGCGAAUGACGCACUCAAAAUCACGCUGGCGACUGUUGCAAUCGCUCAUCAAGUGUUGCAUCCAUUUGAAGCAGGGCGAUCAGGAAGCACUGAAAUUGGCGCAGGCAAAAGACUUAAAGCUUUAUGGGGGAAGUGCUACAUCAUUUCCCCCCAGCUCUUGUCCUGUGCAGCCGUUGUGCGACAAUACUCCAAGGGUGGCGCCUUUGAAACUUUACCCGACUGGAACUCUGUGGUCGACGAUGAUCCAUGCAUCAAGAGCCACCCACUGCUUCCACAAGACGUUGGACUACCAGUCCUCUCACUGCAGUUGGAACUCUUCCCAUAUUGGAGUCUCAAGCUACCGGGUCAUCAUCUAUUGUGCGGCCUUUCACUUGUUCCGACAGCCGUGGGUCCUGUCACGAAACAAGCUCCCGCAGUGGAAGUAGAUUCGACUCCGCUGUCCCCGUUGCCGACAUCUCUGGAGCUGGAACCUCUGACUCCUCUGGCUCCAUCAGUCGCUUCUGCUGCACCUUCAACAGCUCGGCACAAGCUCUUUGUGCCAGGCAAUACAUCGAAAAAGGUCAAGGUUAUUCCGCACCCUAGGAAUGAUAAGAAGAGAAAGGCGGAAGAAGAUGAUACUGACUCGGCAGAUGCUCCCAGGUGCCCGACCCGAUCACACAAACCGAAUCUCAAGAAAAUCAAGAAGUUACCGUCGCAUGAUAGGCAAAAUAAACUACGCAAAACCAGGAGUGGAACUACAAAGGCAGGUCUACUCACCGUUGCUCAUACAUCGCGGAUGUAUCUGGUCGCUGACAUCGGCCAAGGAAUCAUCGUGGUCGGCGUUUCUGGGACGCAGAAACUAGGGUGGGUGACUUUGAGCUCUGGCACUGGUGCUGAGUGGAACUUACUAUACAACAUUUUCAGCCUAAUGAUUGGGGUCUGGAUUCAACGAUUGCUACAGCAGUGGAGCAUUCCAUUCGCUACCAUCCGCGGAAAUGUGACAAAUGCAAGAAAUCAGGCAAACCUUGCAUUGUUCUGCCGGACAAAAAAGUCGGAUGCAUACGACUCGUUUGCGCGAAUUGCGACAGGACAAAGGUUACUUGCGCAAUUGAUGGAAUGGGUGUCCGGGACAGGUUGCAGGCUCAAGCCAAAGCAACAGGCGGUGACACAAGCAGCCGAUCGUCCCAAGCGCUCCAGGUCGCGCGUCCCCAAGGCCCGAGCCGUCAGCGAGAUGUUGAAAAAGGACUCUCCGGCCUCAUUGACCAUGCCAGCCGUGCCUUUAUCCACCCCUGUUGUGAAAGAAAUUGACGAACGUGGUAUGACUCCUGUGGAAGAGACUGCUGGUCUCACUCAUUGCCAAACCCGGGCAGACCAGCCAAUCGGAGCAACGGAACAAGAGCCAACCGCAAAAGACAUUCUGCAGGCCAUCCGGGACCUUGGGAGCAAGUUUGACCUCCUUGCCACUAAUGAGAGGGUGGAUGCAUUGGAUGCCAAGGUCAAUUCGGUGGAGGAAGUCUUUGGCCAUCGGCUGGCAACUUUAGAGCGACUCAUAAAUUCAUCCGAUGCACAAUGGAAGGCCAUGUCAUCGUCGGCCUAUGCUCCUCCACAGCACCCGACCGCUCAGCUUCCGGGGUGGCUCCAUGGCACCGGGGGUGUUGAUGAUGUGGGCAUCUCUACGGUCGGCAGACAGUGGACGCAUGCAUGGGACCCAUCUGUAGUGACUGGUGUGCAAGGCUGCCUCGAAACAUCCGCAUCGGCUGCACGGACAGGUUAUCCUCAUGAUACCCCUGUUAUUCGCGCAAAUUCAAUCGAAUCAUCCCAAUUGUCCAGCACUGCCAUCUGCAAUGUCCGAUAA